Ziziphus jujuba (common jujube) is the source of this 1908-nucleotide messenger RNA. RefSeq names its product serine carboxypeptidase-like 20. Gene Ontology annotation, molecular function: serine-type carboxypeptidase activity; acyltransferase activity, transferring groups other than amino-acyl groups. Gene Ontology annotation, biological process: secondary metabolic process; proteolysis. NCBI's taxonomy places the organism in Eukaryota, Viridiplantae, Streptophyta, Magnoliopsida, Rosales, Rhamnaceae. The record is from RefSeq and is a predicted model, not a curated record. The transcript has 14 exons. Bases 145 to 1662 code for a protein of 505 amino acids.
GGUCCUCUUCUUCUUCUGCUUCUAUUUACAGUUGUUUAUAAUUAUAACUGCAUGUCCUCCUUCUCUUUCUCUAAUGUUAUAAAUACUUAAAAAACAACUGAGAACUUGCGUAAAUAUCUACAUUAGCAUAUAUCCAUAUCCACCAUGGAUAAAUUCUUCUUCUGCCGUGCAUCAAUUUGUAUGUUUCUGGGUUUUGUACUGACUAAAGCAGUUCCCGAAGAUGCUCUCAUUACCUAUCUUCCUGGUUUCAAUGAAACAUUUCCAUCCAAACAUUACUCAGGGUAUGUGAGUUUAGAUAAUCAUCCUCCAAAAAGUCUGUUCUACUACUUUGUUGAGUCAGAAAGAGAACCAUCCAAAGAUCCUCUGGUUUUAUGGCUCAACGGGGGACCUGGAUGCUCUAGUAUGGAUGGGCUCGUCUAUGAACAUGGACCAUUCAAUUUUAGAGCCGGAAAGCCAGCUGGUACCCUCCCCACAUUGCAUCUCAACCAGCAUAGCUGGUCCAAGGUUUCAAAUAUUAUAUAUUUGGAUUCUCCUGCUGGUGUUGGCUUGUCUUUCUUCAAGAACACAACCACAUAUAAAACCGGGGACAUCAAAACAGCUUCUGAUACACAUAAUUUUCUCCUCAAGUGGCUUGAAAAGUACACUGAGUUCAUAUCAAAUCCGUUUUAUCUUGCUGGAGAAUCAUAUGCUGGAGUCUAUGUGCCUACACUUGCCUCCCAGAUUGUGAAAGGAAUUAAAAAUGGUACAAAGCCUUUAAUCAAUCUCAAGGGCUACAUGGUGGGAAAUGCAGUGACAGACCCAAUAUUUGAUGAGAAUGCUUAUAUCCCAUUUGUACAUGGAAUGGGACUAAUAUCAGAUCAGAUGUUUGAGGAAGUUCAAAGUGCUUGUGGAGAAAAAUACCAUGGAGACCUUAGUCAAAGAUGCAGUAAUAUGCUUGGUCAAGUUUUUAAAUUUCUUUCUGGACUCAACGUCUAUGACAUUCUUGAGCCCUGCUAUCACAUUCCAACAAAGGAAAAGAAUAUUGGAAAUGGAAGUGGCACUACUGGUUUACCAAUUAGCUUCAGGCAAUUAGGGAAGACAGAGAGACCACUCCCUGUGAGAAAAAGAAUGUUUGGCCGCGCUUGGCCUUACCGCGCACCAGUAAGAGAUGGACAAGUUCCAUCAUGGUCCCACAUAAUGAGCAAGAACAAUGUCUUUGUUCCAUGCUUUGAUGACAGAGUUGCAAUGUUAUGGCUAAACGAUGAAAAUGUCAGGAAAGCAAUCCAUGCUUCAGGAGUGGAGAGUGAGGUAGGUCAGUGGGAGUUAUGCACCUCAGAGUAUAAAGUACACUACCAUCAUGAUUCUGGAAGUAUGAUCCCUUACCACAUAUAUUUGAUCUCCCAAGGAUAUCGAGCACUUAUCUUUAGUGGAGAUCAUGAUAUGUGUGUGCCAUUCACUGGGAGUGAAGCUUGGACAAGAUCACUUGGAUUUAAAAUAUUGGAUCAGUGGAGGCCUUGGAUGGUCAAUGGCCAAGUUGCAGGUUUUCUACAAGAAUACGAAAAUAACCUCACAUUUCUCACCAUCAAGAUUUACUUGCAGGGAGCUGGGCAUACUGUUGCUGAGUACAAGCCCAAAGAAGCAUUGGAAUUUUAUAGCCGUUGGUUACAAGGAAUUUCUAUAUGAUUUUAAGUCACAUAUAUGUUAUGGGGAUUCAGUUUCUUAGACUGCCCAAAUGAGGAGAAGAAAAAUUGGAUCUCUAAUAAUAUGAUUAGAAGGGAAAUAAUUAAGAACUUGAUUAAUAUAAAAUAUUUUUUAAAAAGGAAAGUUCUUAACAUUUUUGUCAAAGUCUAAAGUUAUAAUGGGUCCUAUAUGAAGACUAUUAUACACCCUUCUGUAAAAAAAAAUAAUUAAUAAUAAUUGAAAAAAAAA